Molecule: messenger RNA, 3608 nt
Organism: Cyclopterus lumpus (lumpfish)
Lineage: Eukaryota; Metazoa; Chordata; Actinopteri; Perciformes; Cyclopteridae
Gene: hif1aa
Product: hypoxia inducible factor 1 subunit alpha a
Exons: 15
Coding region: 325-2592 (755 amino acids)
Biological process (GO): regulation of transcription by RNA polymerase II; cellular response to hypoxia
Cellular component (GO): nucleus; transcription regulator complex; cytoplasm
Molecular function (GO): RNA polymerase II transcription regulatory region sequence-specific DNA binding; DNA-binding transcription factor activity, RNA polymerase II-specific; protein dimerization activity
Source: RefSeq, a predicted model, not a curated record
UAUUUGUUUGUUCCAGCUCCGCCAGGUUUUCUGUGCGCAUCCUCGAUGGAGAAGAGCAUGUGACUGCGCGUCCCCGCGGAGCCUGGGGGAGGAGUGCCUCUAACCGACCAGCGUGGCACUGUCACGGAAGAAGAGAGUACACGAAUGGGAUGUUUUGAGCGGAUCAAAGCUUGACGUCUUUCACGAAAUUCACACAGUGAGAACCCGUAUGCGAAGUGUUUGAGGAUUUACGGAUUCACAUCAGGACUUUGGUUUAUUUCUCGACGGGCGCGGACACAGCUUGGUAUCGAUAGAGAGACUCAACUCCGGUCCUUUCGUCCUGACAUGGACACAGGAACUGUACCAGAAAAGAAAAGGGUGAGCUCGGAGCGGAGGAAGGAGAAGUCGAGGGAUGCAGCAAGAUGCCGGCGUGGGAAGGAGUCGGAGGUGUUCUACGAGCUGGCACAGGAGCUGCCCCUGCCCCACAGCGUCAGCUCCAGCCUGGACAAGGCCUCGAUCAUGAGACUCAUCAUCAGCUACCUGCGCAUGAGAAAAGUGCUCAGUACUGAUGAGCCAAUGACAGAGGAUGAAACAGAGCUUGAAUCACAGCUAAAUGGCUCCUAUCUAAAAGCUUUGGAGGGCUUUCUUUUGGUCCUGUCAGAAGAUGGAGAUAUGAUCUAUCUCUCCGAGAAUGUCAACAAGUGCCUCGGGCUGGCACAGUUUGACUUGACUGGACUCAGUGUGUUUGACUUCAUACAUCCUUGCGACCAGGAAGAGCUGAGGGAGAUGCUGCUCCACAAAACAGGCUCCAAAAAGGCCAAGGAACCAAACACAGAGCGCAGCUUCUUCCUCCGAAUGAAAUGCACUCUCACCAGCAGGGGCCGCACUGUCAAUGUCAAAUCAGCGACAUGGAAGGUGCUCCACUGCUCAGGUCAUGUCCGUGUAUAUGACACCCACACCGAGGAGCCUACCAACGGGCACAAGGAGCCACCUGUCCCCUACCUGGUUUUGAUCUGUGACCCCAUCCAACAUCCCUCCAACAUUGAGGUCCCUCUUGACACCAAGACUUUUCUCAGCCGCCAUACAAUGGACAUGAAGUUCACGUAUUGUGAUGAAAGGAUCACAGAGCUCAUGGGUUAUGCUCCAGAGGACCUGUUGAAUCGUUCUGUGUAUGAGUACUAUCAUGCUCUGGACUCAGACCAUCUUACCAAGACUCACCACAACUUGUUUGCAAAGGGCCAAGUCAGCACAGGCCAGUACCGGAUGUUGGCCAAGAGAGGAGGCUUUGUGUGGGUGGAAACACAAGCCACUGUCAUCUACAACAACAAGAACUCCCAGCCACAGUGUGUUGUCUGUGUCAACUUUGUGCUCAGUGGCAUCCAGGAGGAGAAACUGAUAUUGUCCCUGGAGCAGAUCGAGGAUGUGAAGUCAGUGAAGGAGGAGGAGCAACAGCGGGAGGAGGAAAAAGAAAAGGAUGAGGUGGACAGCAGCCAGCCUGACAUGUCUCAGGCCCCGCUGAAGGACGAGGAGAAGGGCCCAGAGCUGGAUGUGAUCAAACGGUUCACCCAGGCCCUAGAGGCCAAGCCUCUGGCUAGCCUGUAUGACCAGCUGAAGGCAGAGCCAGAGGCUCUCACACUGCUGGCCCCAGCUGCUGGAGACGCAAUCAUCUCCCUGGACUUCAGCUGCCCUGAUUCAGAGGUCCAGCUGCUGAAGGAGGUCCCUCUAUACAAUGAUGUAAUGCUUCCCUUCACCAGCGACAAGAUGACUCUGCCUCUUUCCCCUCUGCCGCUCAGCGAGCCUCUCUGUGUCGCCACCACCAGCUCCGAGGAUGUCAAAGCUAAGAGCUAUGCUCCAGCCCGGUCCAGCCACAACUCCUCAGAGGCCGACAGUCAGCUGGACUUUUGUUAUCCCAUGGACUCAGAAAUGAGCUCAGAUUUCAAACUAGACCUGGUGGAGAAGCUGUUUGCCAUAGAUACAGAGCCCAAGACCCCCUUCACCACACAGGCAAUGGAAGACUUAGAUCUGGAGAUGUUAGCUCCCUACAUCCCCAUGGACGAUGACUUCCAGCUGCGCAGUCUGACCCCAGAAGAGUCUCUUUCUUGUGGACCAGUCAAAUCCCUUCUGAGUUCUCCAGUCCAUGUGCCACAAGACAUUCAAAGCUAUCCCAGCUCCCCAUUCAGUGCAGCAGGUAGUCGCACAACUUACCCAGCACCACUUACCGCCCCUCGUCCUGCCACCAUCGUUGCUAAGAGGACCCCACAGCUGGACAAAGAAGUCUCGCUCAGGACCCUGGCAGCUCAGAAUUCACAGCGCAAAAGAAAGCUGGGUGACAUAAGAGAGCUUAUUGGACAGAAAACUUUACCCCUGGAACAAACGGAGCAGGGCAAAAAGCUGAAGGCCUCAGGGUCGGAAACAACCAGGACCAUACUUCUGCUGCCUUCAGAUUUGGCGAGUCGUCUGCUGGGAAGCACAUCAGAGGGCACCAGUUCCCUUUUCACCCUGCCACAGCUCACCCGCUACGACUGCGAGGUCAACGCCCCCUUGCAGGGUCGUCAGUCUCUGCUGCAGGGAGAGGAGCUGCUGUGCGCCUUGGACCACGUCAAUUCAAUCUAGCUAAAACUCAAGGAGUCUCUGUUCACUGCUGGACACUACAAUUUCUCCCUCAUAUUGUCACUCCCUUUCCAAGACACCUAACCCCGCCCCUUAUUUAUGUAACUGUAAUUCAGUCUGGCUGCUGUUUGUGCACCUCGUGAUAUCUGCAGCAUUCCACCGUGGCAAACAUAGCAGCAUCUGGGUUUUGGUGCAAGGAAUUCAGGCAUCAUGAAAUGUCCAAUUGUCUUUUUUAGUUUAGUUUUAUUUCCUUUAUUGCGGGGAAUCGCUCAGCACAACGCCUCGACAGAUGACCCUUUUCCGGCAGGUCAUCACAGAUCCUGGCUCUACUGCCAGCAGUGUAUUGUAAGCUUCAGUCGCACAAUUUAUAUUUUCUUAAAAAGAAAAAUAUUACCAGCAAUAUAUAUAUAUAUAUAUUAAGCCUUUUUAAAGUCGUUCUAAUGGGAUUUGAUCAAUGUAAUUUUUCCUCCCAUACUUGUAUGUUGUAGUACUCGUACCUAACAAGAUGUCAUAAGUCCAGGUUAAGUAUGAACAUAUUGUUUAGACCUUAGGUGGUUUGAAUGUUAUCUCCAUUUAGCUAGUCUUUGACAUAAAUGCAUUUAAUUGUGUAGCAGUCCAGUACAUGUCACUUAAUUACUUUACUGUAAGUGUGUUACUGUACAUAUACCAGGGAAAUUACUUGGUGUGGCUUCACAGCUUACUAUGACAUUUGAGAGUAACUGCUUCACUUUGUUUGCUUCUCAUCAUGGAGAAUUGGCAUUUUUCUUCAACAUGAAGUGAAUUCAUGUUUUUUGUUUUUACUGUGCGUGACACUCAAAACAGUCUUUUAAAAUUGGUGGAAUUUUAUAUUUUACUUGUGUGAUCAUCGUCAUCCUGGUAGCACUUUUGAGUUGUUAAAUUUGUUUGCUCUGUUUAUGGUAGUCAGUUGAAUACCAUUGAUCCAUGCCAUAUUGUUGGGUCACUCAUGCUUCUUGUUGCCGUCCAACAUUAAAUGGCUUUAAUAAAGUGCAUUGUUUCUG